Molecule: messenger RNA, 891 nt
Organism: Lachancea fermentati
Lineage: Eukaryota; Fungi; Ascomycota; Saccharomycetes; Saccharomycetales; Saccharomycetaceae
Source: the annotation of a GenBank genome assembly
AUGUCGGACGUCAGGCCCUUGCCCUUCAUUUAUCAGUUUGCAGCAGGUGCGGUGGCCGGGAUCUCGGAAAUCCUGGUUAUGUACCCACUAGAUGUGGUGAAAACCAGAAUGCAGUUGCAGGUUUCCGGUGGUGCCGGUCCCCAAUAUCAUGGUGUUGUGGACUGUAUCAAACAAAUUGUUGCUAAAGAAGGUGCAUCUCGUCUGUACAAAGGUAUUUCUUCUCCAGUGCUAAUGGAAGCGCCUAAGAGAGCAACCAAAUUUGCAUGUAACGAUGAGUUCCAAAAGAUCUACAAGCGCGAAUUUGGUAACGGAAAAUUAACUCAAUCCUUGAGUAUUUUGAGUGGUGCUUCUGCUGGUUGUUGUGAGGCUUUUGUUGUUGUGCCUUUUGAAUUAGUUAAGAUCAGAUUACAAGACGCCUCUUCGAGUUACAAGGGCCCUAUCGAUGUGGUCAGAAAGAUCAUCGCCAAAGAAGGUGUGCUUGCAAUGUACAAUGGCUUAGAGUCCACCCUUUGGAGACAUGGUGUUUGGAACUCUGGUUAUUUCGGUUUGAUUUUCCAAGUUAGGAACCUCUUGCCAAAGGCUCAAUCAAAAACAGAACAAACAAGAAACGAUUUGAUUGCUGGUACGAUUGGUGGUACCUUUGGUUCAUUGUUGAGCACUCCAUUCGAUGUUGUUAAAUCGAGAGUUCAAAACACGGCUGUCGUGCCUGGAGCAGUCAGAAAAUAUAACUGGUCGUGUCCCGCUCUCUUAACCAUCUACAAGGAAGAAGGUUUCAAAGCUCUUUACAAGGGUUUCGUUCCUAAAGUAUUGAGACUCGGUCCUGGUGGUGGUAUCUUGCUGGUAGUCUUCACUGGUGUUAUGGACUUUUUCAGAGCCUCCUACUACAAGUAA